Molecule: messenger RNA, 783 nt
Organism: Suillus bovinus
Lineage: Eukaryota; Fungi; Basidiomycota; Agaricomycetes; Boletales; Suillaceae
Exons: 4
Coding region: 259-783 (174 amino acids)
Source: RefSeq, a predicted model, not a curated record
GCAUAAUCUGCUGCAUCGCACCACUCAUGUAAACUCGACCGUGACAGAAGCUUGAGUCACGGUGUUUCAUGACCAUAGUAGUAUCAUGAUAGUUGUUUGGAUCAGAGAUCGUUGCCAAACAACCACCUGAAUCUGAAUUCGGGUUAGACCCUAGCCAACUCCUUGCAUAGUCAUCGCACAUGUAGAAGGUGUCACUAGCAUUCGAGUGCGAGCAUCUUGAUUCCUCAUAGACUCAUUUAACGUCCCUGCUCGCGACUCAUGUCAGGUCCUUGUACAACGACUUCGACAAAGCCACAUAAUCGAAACCCAACUGGGAGGAACCAAUACAAGGACUGUCCCCCGAAGAAUGACAAUCAGGUUACGGAGCUUCUGUAUGACUACCAACGGAGAGAAAUAUUCGAUAAGAAGAAGAUUAGUCAACUCCUGUAUGACGAGCAUGGUAUUAAGCUGAGUGAAAGCUCGGUAGCUCGAAGACGAAGAGCUCUGGGUCUCUAUGCAAGUGGUGUGACCACCCGACAACUGCCAGAAACGGUCAAACGACAGCUCGUGCUCACUCAGAUGUUGAAAGACCCGGAAAAGAAACUCGGCCCUAGGAUGAUCAAACAGCUAAUUGCCCGUGACACUGGUAUUCAUCUGACAAGGGAUUACAUCAGGGCUGAGAUGAUGAGACAAGACCCUGAGGGGUUUGCAUCUAGAGAUACGUCCGUGAAGAAGACAAAUACCUUGGAAAUAAGCGAUGGAGAGUCUAUGGUCCAUACCAUGACCGUGUUGCCGACAUGUUGA